Synchiropus splendidus (mandarinfish) is the source of this 4768-nucleotide messenger RNA. It is a transcript of the gene tle2b, whose product is annotated as TLE family member 2, transcriptional corepressor b. Lineage: Eukaryota; Metazoa; Chordata; Actinopteri; Syngnathiformes; Callionymidae. Bases 497 to 2806 code for a protein of 769 amino acids. Gene Ontology annotation, molecular function: protein binding; transcription corepressor activity. Gene Ontology annotation, cellular component: transcription regulator complex; nucleus. The record is from RefSeq and is a predicted model, not a curated record. The transcript is spliced from 20 exons. Gene Ontology annotation, biological process: regulation of DNA-templated transcription; negative regulation of canonical Wnt signaling pathway.
CAGGCACAAUAUAUUACAGUCCAGGGCAGCGCUGCUGCUGGAAAGCUCGCUGGAUCCUCCACUGACCUGCUGUUCUUUCCUGCUUCUUCCACAUUUAGAUUAAAAACAAAGCUCUCCCUCUCUCCUCCCACCCCUCCUCGUCGUCCCUCUGUCCUGCAGCACUAGUCCAGUAAGCGCGUGUGACAGAGAGGUUACAGGAGAGGACUCUUCUUCAUGACGGUGUCGGGAUGCUUUGCCUGGAUGACCCGCUCCGGCCCCUGAUUGGACCUUGACUGGCCGUGCACCGGAUGAAAGAGGAGAAUCUGUCAGUCGCGGGGACAAGUCUGUUCAUCAUGUCGUUGUUGCGCGCAUCGAGCGGUGAAGUGGACGCUGGGCGCUUGCGUGGAAACCCUUUGAUCUAGAAGAGUUGGACGACUGAACCGGGCAGUGCGUGGCAGAGGUGUGGGGGGCCAGCCCUGACUGACCUGGCCAUCAGACGGACUCCUCUCCCGGGACCAUGUUCCCGCAGGGCAGGCAUCCGGUCCCCCUGCAGCCCGGCCAGUCUUUCAAGUUCACGGUCUUGGAGACUCUGGACCGGAUCAAAGAGGAAUUCCAGUUCCUCCAGGCGCAGUAUCACAGCCUGAAGCUGGAGUGUGAGAAGCUGGCCAGUGAGAAGACCGAGAUGCAGAGACACUAUAUCAUGUACUACGAAAUGUCCUACGGUCUCAACAUCGAGAUGCACAAACAGGCGGAGAUAGUGAAGCGCCUCAGUGCCAUCUGUGCUCAGAUCAUCCCCUUCCUCUCUCAAGAGCACCAGCAACAGGUCGUCCAGGCAGUCGAGAGAGCCAAGCAGGUCACCAUGGCUGAACUCAACGCGAUUAUCGGGCAGCAGCAGCUCCAGCACCUGUCUCACCACGCUCCUGGCAUCCCUCUGACGCCGCACCCGUCGGGCCUGUCCCUGGGUGCGGGCGGCUCGGGGCUCUUGGCGCUGACGGGGGCUCUGGGUGUUUCAGCACACCUGGCUUCCAAAGACGACCGCAAUCACCUGGACGCGGAGCACCUCCGAGAGGGAGCGCCCAGCAGGAGCAAGUCGGUGUCGUCCACAGACAGUCAGCCCAACGAGGAGCGUCAGGGUCCGUCAGGCGGCUACUCCUCCUCUCAGGGAGGGGCAGAAGCCAAGAGGAGGCGCUGUGACGACAAAGAUUCCCUGCAGCCGCACUCAUUCGACAGUGAUGGAGAGAAGAGUGAAGACAAUCUGGUGGUCGACGUCUCCAAUGAAGAGCCAAACUCUCCGGUUGGCAGCCCACCACACUCCCCCCAUGGAAACGGGUUGGACCGAGCGCCGAGCCUGAGGAAAGAGGCCCCCGGCUCCUCAGGAGGAGGAGAGGCGAACUCCACUCCAAAUUCAUGCAGCCCCACUCCGGCAAAAGCUAAGGACUUGACAACGAUGGACAAGUCUCAGUCUCCGUUGUCGAAAUCGGGUACGCCUUCCCCGUCCCACCGUGAGGCCCUCACCCCGGGAUCUGGCGGAGCUCCCGGACCAAGCACCUCAUGUCUGCGUCUGGUCAGCAAAGCCGCAUCUGCAGCUGACCCCCACGCUCUCCGCAAUCCCAUGUCUGUGCCCCCUGGUUCAUAUCCGGCUCAUUUUGGCGUGGUGUCCCACUCAGGGCUGAAUGGGGAGCUGGCCAGCCCAGGUGGCUUCGGUGGGGCCCUGACUCUGUCCCCCCAAAUCAGUGCAGCAGCCAGUGCCUACUCCCGGAGCCCCAUGGUGCCGUACGACUCUCGAACUCACCUGCGAGCCCCGGGUCUGUCCUCCUCACUGCCCGGUUCCUCCGGGGGGAAGCCAGCCUACUCCUUCCACGUGAGUGCGGACGGCCAGAUGCAGCCGGUGCCCUUCCCCCCCGACGCCCUGCUGGGUCCAGGGAUCCCUCGCCACGCCCGGCAGAUCCACACCCUCAACCACGGAGAGGUGGUGUGCGCCGUCACCAUCAGCACCUCCACUCGACACGUCUACACCGGCGGCAAAGGCUGCGUCAAAGUGUGGGACAUCAGCCAACCCGGAACCAAGAGCCCCAUGGCCCAGCUGGACUGUCUGAAUCGUGACAAUUAUAUCCGUUCAUGCAAAAUUCUUCCCGAUGGACGGACACUGAUCGUGGGCGGCGAGGCCAGCACUCUGUCCAUCUGGGACCUGGCCACGCCCACUCCUCGCAUCAAGGCGGAGCUGACGUCCUCCGCUCCAGCCUGCUACGCCCUGGCCAUCUCUCCCGACAACAAGGUCUGCUUCUCCUGCUGCAGCGACGGCAACAUCGUGGUCUGGGACCUUCACAACCAGACGCUGGUCAGGCAGUUCCAGGGUCACACAGACGGAGCCAGCUGCAUCGACAUCUCCAACGACGGCACCAAACUGUGGACGGGAGGCCUUGACAACACUGUCCGCUGCUGGGACCUUCGAGAGGGACGGCAGCUCCAGCAGCAUGACUUCACCUCACAGAUCUUCUCUCUGGGUUACUGCCCGACCGGCGAGUGGCUGGCUGUGGGCAUGGAGAGCAGCAACGUGGAGGUUCUGCACGUCUCCAAACCUGACAAGUAUCAGCUGCAUCUCCACGAGAGCUGCGUUCUCUCUCUCAAGUUCGCUUACUGUGGAAAGUGGUUUGUCAGCACGGGAAAAGACAAUCUGUUGAAUGCAUGGAGGACGCCGUAUGGUGCCAGUAUUUUCCAGUCCAAGGAAUCCUCCUCCGUGCUGAGCUGCGACGUGUCUCCAGAUGACAAGUACAUUGUGACAGGAUCCGGGGACAAGAAGGCCACCGUGUACGAGGUGGUCUACUGAGGGGAUGCAGGACUUCUGGGUGAUCUCUCGGGGGGAUUCGUCACAUCAGCAUCAUCUGCUUCACUUUCAAAGGACGGUCACCCUCCUCAGCCCUAAUAAACUUCUCUUUCCGCUGUGAUAUAAGCUUCUCCGGAAUCCCCCCCCCCCCUCGGCCCCAACCCCUCUUCGAUGUUUAGCCGGAGGACGAGAGGAGAGAGAAUGAGGAGGCAGCCAGAUAAGGAGGACAAACGAAAAGGGCGGCAGAGCGUGAAGAUAAACUCAGGAAGAGAGAGGUACGAGCAGGAAGAGAUGGAGUGAGAAUAAAUGGAAAGUUGGAGAGAGGAGGCGGAGGGGGCUUGCUGGAUAAUUAGGGCUGUUUCCUGAUGAAGAGCUCAGUGGACGGGAGGCCCCCAGAGGAGGUGCAGAGCAGCACUGAGGGAGCGGCAGCCAGCAGCUCUGAUACCACACAAUCGAUUCAUUAGCCAGACAGUGGAAGCCGUAAUGAGGCCGCCGCCGCCGCUGGCUCUCCCCGGCGCGAGGUGUCAGGAGCCGCCCCACCAUGCCGCCGCACGCCCUCGCGCAGCUCCGGAUUCAACAUUCAGAGCAGCCCAAUAUCUGGUUUAUUUUGGUCCGACUAAUGAGCAGCCAAGUCCCGGCGAGAGUCCGCAGACACAAACCGUAAACAUCCACGUCGCUGGUUCCUCCGGAUUCUUCUCUUGGAGCGUGGCGACGUCACUGUCAGGCAAAGAGCAGGGCGAAUUAACACAUUAUGUCAUUGUCCGGGGCCAAGUCAGCUGGAACUGGUCCACUGUCUACUGCAUUGUUGUUGGCUAUGUCCACAUUACCAAGUUCAUACACUCUGUUUUACUUUCUUUAUCCCGCACCCCGUGCUGAAAAUGACACUUAUUUAACAUAGCACUUUUCUUUGAGUGGAUGAAAAACAUUUACAAUUUUGCUAAUAUACUUGUAAAAUCUAUUUAAAUAUUCAUAUUUAAAUUCUUAAAUACUGAGAAGAACCAGGCUCAACAAAUGGUUAGAAGGUGUGUUUAUUAUUAAAGUAAAAAUUAAAUAUUCUAGUGUUUGGACGUUCUAAAUACGACAUAAUGAAAAACAUACACAGAAAUAAAUAAGAAGACUUUUUCUUUAUUAUCUUGACUUGUUUGAAAUUUCUGUUUGAAAACAACAGUGUGUCUGUAAGCUUUUCUUUUAAAUCAACGUUUUCCCCUGUAGUGUGGAUGUAGCCUCAGAAUUUCAUUUCUACAUUCUUUGAGCAAAACUUUUAUUUUUGUAUUUACCUCUGUGUCGCAUUAUUAUUAUUAUUUUUAAAAUUUGAUCAGUAUGUCAAGGGGGCGAUUGGAGAAUCAAACUUUAAGGAGUAUCAUAUUUUGUUUUUUCUUAUUUUUGUUUACAAACCCUCCAUGACAGCAGCAGAGAAAAGUCCUCAUGGUUGUUUGUUGUGUUUGUUUUUAACUGAUUUUACUGUUUCAAUGUGUUUUUGUGUAUUUUUACUGUGUUGAUUUACUUCACCGCUGUCGCACAGGUCUCUUAUUGUCACACAGCAGUAAUAUCCAAGACGUACAAGGUAGAUCGCAGUAUGCAGAGUAAUUCUUCGGAAUGUGUGGUGAGACCUUUGUGACAGCAGCUCCUCUCCACAGUGACACACUCCUCGUCCUCCCUUCUCUCAGAAAAACCACCGUCUCUUACACAAGCUUGUAUCUUCUCUCAGUGCUGCUCCAUCAUGGCUUUGGGUCUCGGUGGCGUAGCAUUAACGCUGGGGAACUUGUGUUUGAUACUCUACUGGCCACUUCAUUGCCUGUGCGUCUUUGUUUUGGGAUGUUUCUCUGUUAAAAGUACAACUCAUUUUUCCUGACUGAAGCCAAGGAACUUUCGUUUGAGAUUCGCUGUCUUCCCUCCUGAAGUGUCACCCACCUGUGCUGUACACAACAAGCUCUGUGUCAACAAUAAACCCAACUUGUGUCCCUU